CAAAAAGAAGGCGCCGAAUAAACCUGUGGAUGAGCUUGAUGCGUUUUAUGCCUCUUUGGGCGACGUACUCAAACCAGACCCAUCAUCUAGGGCUGAGUCGUCCGUCUUUUCUGUACCUACAUCAACAACAGCAACUGCAAUCGCUGUCGAUAAUGGAGCGGCGCCAAGUGCAACUGGAGCCCCGAUGCCGACCCCGAUGCCUGUUAUGACCCAAGAGUUGCCUACCAUACCUACCACUGCCAGGGUAGAUGAGAUCCAGCUUGCUGGCAUUGCUGCGGCUCAAGCGGCCGAGCAGCUUGCAAAGGCAGAAGAAAAGAAACGUAAAGCUGGAGGCUCUAAUAUUGGUAUUGGCGGAGGAGGGAAGAAGGUCUCGAUUCAACUUCAAAAAUGGUCAUCUAAACGAGUGGAACUGCAAACAAGCGGAGUGUCUCAUCAACAACCACAAGAAUCUACGGCUGCUCCAGAAGCUCAAGCCCAGCCCUCGAAGCCAGGAGCAACAGGAAUAACGGCUCCCUUGGGUGCAGAGGACUCCGUUAAUGCCAUUCCCCUAUUUGAGCCGGACGAGCUUAUGGACUUUGAUUUAAUUGCGUGUCUGCUUUGUCAGCGACGGCUUAAAACCGUGCAGGAUUUGCGGAAGCAUCAGUCACUCUCUGAGCUUCACAAGAAAAAUCUGUCGGACCCGCAACUUAUUCGAGCAGCUCUUAAUAAGUCACGAGGCGGUACGAGUGCAGGAUCGGGAUCUCUGAAUUCUGCAAGAGAAACAUCUGGGGUAGCCGCAAGCGAUGGUUCUUUAUCAUCUUCUACUGGCAUCCACUCGCAACAUAAGAAUGAGGAAGAGCCCAAAUAUAGAGAUCGAGCCGCAGAAAGGAGACAGAUUUUUGGACAACCAGAUUACCCAUUGCCACCUACACCAUCAGGGAGAGAGUAUGGUGGUCGAGGAGGAGGUAUCCGAUAUAGUGGCAGUGGCAAUGGCAGCUUUGGCCAUGAAGUAGUCAUUCCGGAACAGCCCACAAAGGACGGAAUUAAGGAAGAUAACAUUGGAAAUCGUUUGUUGAAAUCAAUGGGCUGGAAGGAAGGCCAGGGUCUAGGUAAAGAUGGGGAGGGGAUCAAGGCCCCAAUCGAAGCAACUGGAUAUGCUAAGGGCGUGGGUAUUGGAGCGGGAUUGCUCCGUAAGGCGACGGAUGGAACAGGUUCAAGCAGCGGUGUCAUCCGAGGACCCUUAAAUAACUAUGCGGAGACCGCCAAGGAGCUCGCAAGACGGCGCUACGAACAGGCUUGAUAAAACAUUAAAGAAGGAAAAGGAGUAGAAAAAGGAAGCAAGGACAAUAGUUGAAUGAGUACUAUUUUUAUAUUUGAAUAAUGAAAUAAAUAAAUAAAUAAAUAAAAGCAAUCCGAC
Lobosporangium transversale is the source of this 1396-nucleotide messenger RNA. Its product is annotated as G-patch domain-domain-containing protein. Gene Ontology annotation, cellular component: nucleus. The coding region runs from base 185 to 1279 and encodes 364 amino acids. The record is from RefSeq and is a predicted model, not a curated record. Lineage: Eukaryota; Fungi; Mortierellomycota; Mortierellomycetes; Mortierellales; Mortierellaceae. The transcript has 2 exons. Gene Ontology annotation, biological process: mRNA splicing, via spliceosome. Gene Ontology annotation, molecular function: RNA binding.